Pomacea canaliculata is the source of this 486-nucleotide messenger RNA. RefSeq lists its product as uncharacterized. The record is from RefSeq and is a predicted model, not a curated record. The transcript is spliced from 4 exons. Lineage: Eukaryota; Metazoa; Mollusca; Gastropoda; Architaenioglossa; Ampullariidae. The coding region runs from base 1 to 486 and encodes 161 amino acids.
AUGCCAGACAAUGGAACCAUUGUCAGAAGAACUACGUCUUUCAAUGUGUUCUGCAGUGAAAAGCUGAAGGCCAACCCACAAGGGGGCUUUCAAGCUGUUGAAUGGGGCAAUCAGUGGAGGCAACUUACAGAUGCCUCCAAAAACGAGUAUGCAGGUAAAGCGCUGGCUGCAAGGAAUAAAAAGAUUGAUAUAAAAGCAAUCAUCAAAAACAUCCAUUCCAUGUUUUUACUGUUGAAGGAAAAUGAAGAAGAAGUUAAGAAAAGUGGAGUAGAGGGCCUCUGCCUUAUAACGUCAAAAAACUGUAAUAUUCAUUUUACUGAAUUUGGAAAUAUGAAGGGUCUCAGCCAGACCCCACAAAUAUGCAACCUCAUUACGGCAUAUUCAAAUAUGGAAAAUCUGGACUUGGUACUUGUCAACAUCAUCUUACAUGUUCUCCAUUACUGUUUUGCAUUUUACAUAAAAGAUCUGUGUAAUGUCAAAUGUUGA